Microplitis demolitor is the source of this 4706-nucleotide messenger RNA. RefSeq lists its product as uncharacterized. The transcript has 7 exons. Lineage: Eukaryota; Metazoa; Arthropoda; Insecta; Hymenoptera; Braconidae. The record is from RefSeq and is a predicted model, not a curated record. The coding region runs from base 171 to 2876 and encodes 901 amino acids.
GCAUGCGUGCGUUUUAAAGAAUUGGCUGUUACAUUUUCUGAAUUGCGUACGUUUUGUUCGUUUGCUUGUACAUUUUGAAAGUUUUUUUAAUUUUUUAAAUUGUCAAUUAUUUUUAUAAAUUAAUCGGUGGGUGAUCUGGGUAUUUAUUCAAAUUCCUGUAUCCUGACGCCAUGGAGGACAGGAAAAUCGAACGCAUGUUUCGAUCAUUUCAUUUGGUUGGACAGGAUUCCGAAGAAUCGGUGGCCACUGAGUACGAGGACUCAUUUGCACAUCACGUCGCAGACAGCCAGCUGUUCGAGAAGUCGAGUGCCUCAGGAUCAACGCAGCACGGCAGCCGUAGUAUUGAUUACCGUAUCAAGUAUCCGGCUCUUUACAGUCUUGAAAAAGUCUGCAAUUCGUUUCAUGUGGAAGACGAAUCGAACGUCGAGGUUGAUACUGGUUUCUCUCUUGCCCCUCGGAGAUUGAAUACCAGUUCCCAAAAGUCUUCGGAGUAUUCCUUUUAUAGCACACAGUCUGUGCCUCAGUCUAGUGUAUCAAGUAUAUCAACAGCGCCAGCUUCCGAUGACUACGACGCCGAGGAAUCUUCAUCGUCACCAUCAUUUGAAAUGGUUGAGAAUUUUUUAAACAAGACAAUCAAUGAAUCGGCAGCAACGGCGUCCUCGUACGCUGAUGCCACCGGGUGUCAAAAUAAUCCGCAUGACACUUGGCAGAGUCACCAGGAUUCUUUCCAAUCUACUGCAAGUACUUCCUACCUGGAGAUAAAAACUGUCUUGCAUAAACUGAGCAAAAUUCCUAAUAAAAAAAAGGACUGUGAGACUGCUGAGUCAACUCAGUGUUUCAGUCGUCUUUCUAAGUCAUUAGAGAAUGCGACCAAUGAUUUCAAGCAGCAAUUGAUGACAAUUCUGGAGGAAACUCAGCUGGGUGAUGACAAUUCGAUCGGUGUCUUUAAAGAGAUGAUAAUGAAAAUAAUCGGCAAGACUCGCGGCAUCCAGGACGAGUCGGUGAUAUCUUUUGUAAAUGACCACGAACUAUCCAAAGUAUCUUUUGAACAAUCUCCUACACCUACAGCUGAAGUUGACGUCAAAGCAGCGUCUUCAAUGGCAACUCCUGUCAAUACUUCUGUCGCAAAGAGUAAAAAAAUUUACCGCAAAACACCAGUUGACCUGGUUAAGGGUUCGCCGUUUGUUAGCACGCCGCUGCGAAUCGCUGCGUUGACUCGCGGUAUGGAUACACCGAAAUCAAAUAUACUGUCUCCAUCUAGUACUCCAGGAUCACUGAGAACUCCCGGGUCAGGGAGAGACUUGAAUGAGUCCUCUUUUACUUAUCUCGAGAGACAGUGCUUGGGAGACAAAAUUCCUAUAACGCCUAAACCGAUGCCAGAGUUAACUGAAGAGCAGAAAAAAUUGCUGGCUGAAUGUCAUAUGAAAGAGCUUGAACUGGCGUCCGAGUCUCCUUACUCGUCGAAGAGUCAAAAUAAUUGCAAGAGCACAGACUUUGAUGACAGCAAUCAUAAAAGUAAUGAACUGUCGCCGAUUCAUUCUGAAGCUCGAGGUGGAGUCUCGGAUAAUUUAUGCGACUCGCUGGAUGACUUGGAUAUCGAGAAGGAAAUGGCGGAACGGGACAAGCGGAUCGCCGAGACUGAGAAGACGAUCAAAGGAAUCGUUAAUAAGAAAAUUAUCGGGUCUUAUUCUGAUGAAUUUUUGAAUAUCGUAAAUACUUAUUUUGAUAAGUCUGGCAGCAGGGCCAAAAGUGGUGAAGGUUUACAUGACUCUGGAGUCGAGACGGUUUCGUCGGCUCGUCACAGCAGGAAAGAUAAAUUUUCUGGCAGUGACAGCUCGCUGGAGUCCAGAUUAGAUAACGUCACGCUGAGAAAAUUGUCGCCUAGUUCAAUCAACAUCAAACACUCAGGAAGAAAAAGAUCACCGGUCAUCCAGGUGUCGAAAACAAAAUCAGCAACGCCGACAAUGUUUAUAGUUAGAAAUAAAUCUCCACUACCAGGUACUAAGUCACGGGUCCCAGUUACUCCUAAGUCAACUCCUCGGACUCCGCGAAGAAUUCCAACGCCAGCAUCAUUAACUCCGCGGGUAGUUUCUGCUAAAAGAAACAUAGCAAGUAAAUUUACCCCUGGGAAAUCAGUGUCUUCCUCCAAAUUGUCUUCCGCUUUGUCAGUAGUUGCUGAUAAGUCCAGAAAACCAGCGGUUGCUUCAAAAGAAUUCAAAGUUCCGGUUGCGCCGCCGAUGAUCCUGGUGACUCCAAGCACGCCAAUCGGCAAAGUCGUACGUCAAGACAAUUUAUUUUCACCCAUGAAAAGUCCCGCCAGUGCCGGCAAAAUCGGUUCGUACACUGGGGGAAAGUAUUUCAAUACUCCGGGAAAAGCUCCUGUCGCAAAGAAAAAAACUGUCUUCUUCCCGUCUCCUGCGAAAGUAAAUGAAAUGCCAAAAAAUAAUGAGAUUAAAAAACUUAUUGAAAAAAUAUGCCCGAGCACUGCUAAAGUUAGGAGCCCAGUUGCUGAUUACAUUCGCGGAGGCAGAGAUGUUACGACCAUUAAAACAAUUCCGAAAACUCAGAACGAGUAUCUUCUCUCCAAGGAAGAAAUUUUGAAUUACAAGCCUAAUGUCAAAGUCAACGAUGAAAAUUAUUCCCCGAAUUCAGGUUUUCAUUAUCCUCCUGCUGUCUACCGACCGGAUAGGCCAGUGCGAGAGAUUGAUGCCAGCCCGAUAACGCCGCAGGGUUCGCGGGUAAAGAAGCUAGUCGAGAAAAAAGACAGCCGCAAAGUUAUAAAGCAUCAAAUUCAUCAGCCGGAUAUGUCGAUACAUAUCAAAACAGUAGCAGAAAAAAAAACCGCUGUAACUCCCCGCGCUUAUAAAAAAUGUUAGAUGAUAAGACAGUUUUAUUUAAUGUAUAAAUUUAUUAUUUAUUUAUUUUAUAAGUUUAUUUCGAAAUUUCUCUGAUUUAUCUAUUGCUAAAUAAUUAUAACUUGAGUUUAAGGAAAAAAUAUUAACGGGUUGACUCAAAUAAUUAAAUAAUUAAUUGAGUUAAGGGUAGAAAAAAAUUAAUUAGAGUUGUCAUCAAUUAGAAGUUGAAGGAAAUUUUUUAAAUAAAUUUGUCUAGAAAAUUUGAAAAUUUGAAUUAUAAAAUUUAUAUAAUAUUCAAAUUAGCAGACAAUUCAUUAUUUUUUAAUUUUUACUUCAACUAAUUAAUUAUAAAAAAAAAAAGAAAAUAAAAAUAUGCACGUGUAGAAAAUUAAAAAAACUCUCAGUGCAAUUUUUUCAAAUUAUUUUUUUUUGGAAAUUUAUCAUUUUAAAAAAAACCCAAAAAUGAACGGGCGUCAAAUUUCGUUUUACUCCUAAUUGACAUCAACUUUUUCAAAAAAAUUUACAAAACUUAUACAGCUAUGGCAAUUGAAGGUCUUUUGAGAUUUUGAAAAAGUGGCGGGAUUUUGAAAAUUAUCUUAAUAACAAAAAUUAUAAAUCAAUUACGAGAAUAUUUAAUCGAUAUAUUUUUCUCAUACAAUAAUAUCUUUUUAACAAGUCAAUUAAAUUUAAAUACAUAAAUAUAUAUAACAAAUUUAAUAUUUGUAAGAAAUUUAUUUAUUAACGUCAACAUAAAUGUAUAUAUUUUAUUAAAACAACAUAUAUAUUAUUCAAUAUUAAUUAUAAAAAAUACUCACAAAUAUAUUUAAAGUAAAAUGAUAUUUUUUUAAACUUGUGGUAAUUAGCGCGUUAAGUACAAGAUAAAAGAAAUAUAUAAAUUUUUUACAGUAAAAUAUGAAUUAAAAACUCGGCGGUUUCUAUUCUAUUGAAUGUACCAUAAAAUAGAUAAAAUAAAAAAUAAAUAAGCCGAAUGUUCUAGAGCCUUGACUUGUUUGUUUUUACAAUCUCAGAUGAUUCAUUAUUAUAUGAUGUAUAUCUAUAUAUGUAUCUAUAUCUAUAUAUAUGUAGUGAUAAUAUGUUUACCGAACGGCAGUUUCUCGAAUUGUUGCACACGGUUCCUUGUAGUGUUUUUUCCGUAUUCGAUUUACUCCAAUAACGCGGUGGGAAAUACUGAUAAAGUACACGGCCAAUAGGGAACCAGAAAGUGGUGGGUUUGUUGCACAUGGCACCCAGUUACCCGGGUCCGUUGCACACGUCCUGAACUACGUGAGACAGUAAGAUCUCGUAGAGGCGAAUGAUGAUGUGUAAGUCGUACUGAGGAUAGUGGGGGGCAAUCAAUAAAAUCGAACCGCGCGACGUAAAACGACACACUCUUCUGUGAUUACUCAGUGAACUUACACUUGUAUUCUUUGAACGUUAAUUUUCGUACCGGCAAAUACUUAUCAAGAUGCCAGACCCAUGUGGAGACAAAUGCAAAGAUAAAUGCGGAGGAUCAUGCAAAUGCGGUAGCGAUUGCAAAUGUUGCGAGAGCGGAGACAAAUGCGACUGCAAAUCUGGCGGUUCGUGCAAGUGCAACCCCUGCGCAUGCAAGUAAACCGACCAAUUGAACUCCCAUCGACAUCACUAUGAUUCCUGUUGCUAUUAAAAAUUUAAAAAUUUUAUUUAUUAUAUUGCACCAGUUGAUUUGCUUCGACAAUAAUUUGAUUUAAUGAAAGCUAAAUUCAUUUCAAUGCUUAUUAUAUUUAUUUGAACUAUAUUCUGUUUGUCAGCACAUUACAUAUUAUGUAACAAAAGUUACGAGUAUUAAAUAAAAAUAAAUUAUUGGAAAUAUAA